This is a messenger RNA of Myotis davidii, 2900 nucleotides long. RefSeq names its product eukaryotic translation initiation factor 4H (gene EIF4H). The record is from RefSeq and is a predicted model, not a curated record. The coding region runs from base 1 to 966 and encodes 321 amino acids. The transcript is spliced from 9 exons. Gene Ontology annotation, molecular function: RNA binding. NCBI's taxonomy places the organism in Eukaryota, Metazoa, Chordata, Mammalia, Chiroptera, Vespertilionidae.
AUGACCAAAUGGUAUUUAUACCAAGAAUACAAGCGACUCCUUGGCCGGGAAGAGGUGUCGGAGUGCGGCCAAGCUGAGCAGGAUUCCGGGUUCCCGCCAGCUCUGGGUGACGAACAGCUAGGCGAAAGCAGAAAGUACUGCAGGCCGGGCACAGGGUGCAAGGCCAGCCGGGAGGGCGGCCGUCUAGGCGCGCGGACAGAGCCCCUGGAGACUCCCGAGGUCGGGCCAGCCUCGUGCCACGGGCGGGGCGGGGCGGUGGCAGGAGGCGGCUGCAGAGGGUCUCGCGGCACUGCUGGUGGCCAUGGUUCCCGCACCCAGAAGGAGCUGCCCACAGAGCCCCCCUACACAGCGUAUGUCGGAAAUCUACCUUUUAAUACGGUUCAAGGCGACAUAGAUGCUAUAUUUAAGGAUCUCAGCAUAAGGAGCGUACGACUAGUCAGAGACAAAGACACAGACAAAUUCAAAGGAUUCUGCUAUGUAGAAUUUGAUGAGGUGGAUUCCCUUAAGGAAGCCUUGACAUACGAUGGCGCACUGUUGGGUGAUCGGUCACUUCGUGUGGACAUUGCAGAAGGCAGAAAACAAGAUAAAGGUGGCUUUGGAUUCAGGAAAGGUGGACCAGAUGACAGAGGAAUGGGUGGCCCUCGAGAAUCUAGAGGUGCAUGGGAGUCCCGGGAUGACUUCAAUUCCGGCUUCAGGGACGACUUCUUAGGAGGCAGGGGCGGGAGUCGCCCCAGUGAUCGGCGAACAGGCCCCCCAAUGGGGAGUCGUUUCAGAGAUGGUCCUCCCCUACGAGGGCCCAAUAUGGAUUUCAGAGAACCAACAGAAGAGGAAAGAGCACAGAGACCACGGCUCCAGCUUAAACCUCGAACAGUUGCAACACCCCUCAACCAAGUAGCCAAUCCCAACUCUGCUAUCUUCGGGGGAGCCCGGCCCAGAGAGGAAGUUGUUCACAAGGAGCAAGAAUGAGCUGGCGGUUGGGAGGGAAUGGGGUACAGGGGCAGUUAGAGCAAGCCCGAAGCCUGGCAGCCCCCUGGACCGGCAGUCCUGCAGUUACCAUUCCUGCGCCUGACCUUUGUCCUCCUUUCUUACAAAGGAAACACAGAGCUUGUGAGUGCAUGUCAGCAGUUAACAAGUGGUUUUUAGUACAUUCUUGGCUUUGCUGUAUCUAGUGCCUGUUUCGUGCUUUUUUUUUUUUUUCUGCCACUCCUUUCCCCAUUUCCUUCUGUCCUUUUUCCUUCUUGUUCCUUGUUUCCUUCCAGCACAUGAGUCUCUAAAGGGACAAAAGGCAGCCACCAUGUGGGGAGCUCUUCGAAUUGAGGUGCUGCUUCAUUUUUCUCCUCCGCUUUCUCUUUUUACUUUAAACACACUGGCCAGACUCCAGUCACUUCCUUUGAUUUCAUUUUUUUUUUAGUGCUUCUCUUCCGACCUGCAUGUUGAGUUCUGUAUUUCUGUGGCUUUCACAUACACAUACACAUACACAUACACAUACACAUACACAUACACAUACACAUACACAAAACGAAAAUAAAUAACAGAAAAGAAGUCACAAAUUGGAUAGCAUCUUGUUUUUAUUCAGCUUUGAUCAACAUACAGAUUUUGAAACACCUUGUUUUCAAAACAAGGAUAAAAUGUCUGUUGAUUCUUGCAGAUUUCCUCCCAUCCUGUUUAUAGGUAGUCCUGUCUCUAUGGCCCCUUCCCUAGAUGGAUUAUUUGAAUAGGUUCCAAUUUUAAACAGUGAAACCUAAAGGAUAGUGUGAGAUGUUAGUAGGGAGUUUACACGGGAGGAUCAGUUGAAUGCACUACUGUGUUCACAUGUUUUACUGCUUUUUCAACACUGUCCAAACUGGUUCCCUCCUUCACCAGCUGUACGAGAGGCUCCUCUGUCUGGCUGAAUGUACCGAACUGCCUGCUGCUGGUUUCCUUUCUACUGGGCACAGGUGCUUUGGGGGUCUAAAGGGUAGGGGUGGGGGGGUGGUAGAGCUGUGCUGGGCUCGCUUUAUAGUGUGAACAUUGCUUUUUCCAAAUCCCUGUUAUCUGUGUAUUCUGCAUCUCUCCCUUGCAUUUAUCUGUUUCCUAGUUUAACAAUGAGAUACUGUGCUUCCCACCAUCCUUUACUUUUAUAAUGAAAAUUAAAAUGGGCCUAGAAUCUGGCACUUUACUCUGUUUCACUUGAUGAAUUGAGAAUUUUACUAUAUAUAGCUAUCAAGAACCUUAAAAUAAUUGGUAGGUGGCUGUGAGUUACUAGGUUUCAUCUUUAGGACAAAGUUCAUUGUUCCCACAUACAGUAUUCAGCAUUUACCCAGGGCUAGGGGUCUAGGCAAUAGCUUUUGAGCUUGAACACCCAUGUGUGGACAAAUCAAAUUCAUCAGCACCUGAGUCCCACUCGUUUUAUUGGGAGAAAUUCGGGGUCAGCCAGCAGCUAGAGCGGUAGAGAAAAAAGGCCCUCGCCAGCGUGCAGGAGGGCUGAGGGGAAUCCUGGCCUUAGCUCAGAGUGCUCAGAUAGUAGUUAGUCCCUAGCUGGUGUCCUUGACGUCUACUCUGUCUUUGUGACAAGGUCUCAGCCGUUUGCAGAACUCUCCCUUCUUUCCUUCCACCUGUCAUCUUUGCUUCUGAAAUAAGAACCAUUUGUGUAACACCAAUACUUAACUUAAGAAAGACAUGCAUUAUGUGGUUGUAACCAAACCUGAUGCUUUCAGAUGACCUACUUAUAUCUUCAAUGUGGAAAAGAUUAAGAACAAAACAAAUUCAUCUACACUUCUGGGCAAUCCAGUUGACUUUUAAAUGUAAGAAUGGAAUUCCAAACACUUAACACAUUCAACUAUAUGACAGAAAGUAAAUCUAUGGAUAUGGUAUUUUGUGAAUGAUCUUUUAAAUAAAAGAAAACCUUACGUAAUAUUUAA